Entelurus aequoreus (snake pipefish) is the source of this 616-nucleotide messenger RNA. RefSeq names its product peptidyl-prolyl cis-trans isomerase FKBP1A-like. Gene Ontology annotation, molecular function: peptidyl-prolyl cis-trans isomerase activity. The coding region runs from base 123 to 452 and encodes 109 amino acids. The record is from RefSeq and is a predicted model, not a curated record. The transcript is spliced from 5 exons. NCBI's taxonomy places the organism in Eukaryota, Metazoa, Chordata, Actinopteri, Syngnathiformes, Syngnathidae.
UCCACCGCCAGUGAGCGAGUGUGUAGCCUACUGUGUAUGUUUUCCGCAUCCAUGCCCACUCCGCCUCCCCCUGCUUCCGCUGUCUGCACGGUGGUCGACAGAACGGCUGUGGAAUAGCGAAAAUGGGAGUACAAAUUGAAACCAUUAAGCCGGGAGAUGGACAGACAUUUCCAAAGAAGGGGCAGCGCGUCGUGGUGCACUAUGUCGGAACCUUGGCGGAUGGGAAAGUGUUUGACUCUUCGAGGAACCGAGGAAAGCCAUUUAAAUUCAAGAUAGGGCACCAGGAGGUUAUUCGCGGCUGGGAAGAAGGCGUUGCCCAGAUGAGUGUAGGUCAGCGGGCCAAGCUGAUCUGCUCGCCUGACUAUGCUUAUGGCAGCAAGGGACACCCGGGCAUCAUCCCCCCAAACGCCACUCUGACCUUUGAUGUGGAGCUGCUUGGUUUAGAGGCCUAAGAUGUUUGCACUGCUUUGCUUAAUUCCACUGAACUUGCCAGGGUCAACUCCUAUCUCGGGAACAUGGAGGCAAAACGUUACCAGAUGAUUCCUGCAUAGGACCUAUGUCUAUAGCUUCACUAAUUCACUCUCCUUCUCAUUUACAUACAACUUGGUUUUUUUCA